This is a messenger RNA of Manis javanica (Malayan pangolin), 650 nucleotides long. Lineage: Eukaryota; Metazoa; Chordata; Mammalia; Pholidota; Manidae. The record is from RefSeq and is a predicted model, not a curated record.
UUCUCUGUUGCUCUAAUCCCGGUCACAGAAUGGCUAAGGCAGCUGUAAGUGGAGAGUGGAUUUUUCCCCCUCCGUCUGCCUUGUGUUUUUCACUCUGAAAGAAUGUUGUGGCUGCUUUUUUUCCUGGUCACCGCUAUUCACGCUGAACUCUGUCAGCCAGAUGCAGAAAAUGCUUUUAAAGUGAGACUUAGUAUCAGAACAGCUCGGGGAGAGAAAGCAUACACCUGGGAUACAAAUGAAGAGUAUCUCUUCAAAGCGAUGGUGGCUUUCUCCAUGAGAAAAGUUCACAACAGAGAAACAACAGACAUUCCCCAUGUUCUACUUUGCAACGUUACCCAGAGGGUGUCAUUCUGGUUUGUGGUUACAGAUCCUUCAAAAAACCACACCCUUCCUGCUGUUGAGAUACAGUCAGCCAUAAGAAUGAAUAGAAACCGAAUCAACAGUGUCUUCUUUUUGAAUGACCAGACUCUGGAAUUUUUACAAAUUCCUUCCACUCUUGCACCUCCCACUGACCCAUCUGUGCCCAUCUGGAUUAUUGUAUUUGGUGUGAUAUUCUGCAUCGUCAUUGUUGCAAUCACGCUACUGGUUUUAUCAGGAAUCCGACAACGCAGAAGGUAAGAUAUGGAAAGGGAGUAAUUUAAAGAGCAUCA